GAGUCCGCGCUCUGCGUCCGAGCGUCGCGACGCGAAUGCCGCGAGAUACUUUGGCCAGUAUCGUGCAAGCGCGCGUCCCGUGCCGAUCGUGCGAUAUCGCGCGCCAUCGAUCGAUCUCUCGAACGCCUUCGCGUCCAGACAUUCGUAUUCCCAUCCGAUCUGGCCGUUUACAAGGAUCGACGAGACGAGCUUUCAAUGAAAUUGCAGACGUGACGAAAUGUUUUGAAACUGGUAGAAUUCGGCCAAACGAAGAGGAAUAGAUAGCACGGUCGCGGGGAAAACGUCAAUUCCAAUGAAGAUCGUCGAAAGCAUCGGUGAAACUGGCGUGACUGUGAACAGAAGCAUUCUUGUCCUCGUUCCAGAUGGCGGACAUCUGAAAAUAAUUUUCUCCUAGUCCUUCUGAACGUACCCGGCAACAGUUCACGGAAGUGGCACUUGAAGCCAUAUCUAUCUAACUAUAUAUCCCGUGGACCCGCGGAUCUCCCAUUGCAUUCUCUCGUUAAUAUGCUUUCUCUCUCUUUCCGAUUCAUCGUGUACGCGUGCACUCGCGGAGCCGAGCCUUAUCGACACAGAGGAGAUGUUUGACAAAGGACAAUCCUCGGUUUCGUUUGUGGCUCGGAUAAAGGUGGAUCUUUUCGCGGAAUGCUGUCCAAGAACUUUUCGAUUUCGAGUCCAAGAUCCUUCUUUUGGGAAAUGAAACGCUACCUAUGAAUUAUUCUUAAGAAGGUGUACCGUUUGUCGGUAAGGAUAAGAUGUAAGAAUUCGUAAAGUGGAUAUAUUAGAGGAUGGAACAUUGAGAAAUUUAUUAAGAAACUGAUUGCACGGAUUGUUCAAGAUUUAUCUUGAGAGAGGAGUUUCUCUCCUCUCUUUUUUUUUCUUUUUUUUAUAUAUAUAUAUAUAUACACGAGGAAAGAAAAGAAACAUCGAUGAUGAUUAAAAAGAGAGAGUAAAAAAAUGAAAAGGAGAAACUAAGGAAAUCUCGUUUAUAUCCAAGUUUAUAUUUCUAUAAAUAUAUAAAUUAAAAUAUUUUCGAAUAAAAGAGCGAUAUUUAAUUCGAUCAAGAUACCUGGUCAAAUGGUAGAAAAUGUUGGUCUGGUAACUUAUAAGAAUCCUGGAGAGAAUUUUUUCGCAACAACAAAGGUAAUUACCUAGAGGUCUGGAAUCGUAAAAAGAACGGGGAUGAUGCCACUUUCAUUACAAGGAAACGUGAUAGGAAAACAUGGAUGGAUCGCCAGAUUUCGCGCAUAAAACGAAAGAAGGAAAGAAUCUCGGUUACGUUAUUACGGUGAAAUGGCGUCGAUUCGAGAAACAAGGAAUAAUGCAAUACGUUCGUUGCCACGUAAAAUGUUGUAACGUGCCCUCGUCGAAAACGAGCGAGGGCGGAGGAAUGUAAUUGGGGGAAAAAAAUCGGAUGGCCCCUGAUCGAAAAAUGUUUAAAACGUGUCGAUGUCGGUGAGAAAGGUUUAUAGUGCGUAACCCGCGAAAGGAAGAACAACAAUGCGAAUUGAAUGAAGAAUUGAAUCCAGAUGGACAACGGGUAAUCACUUAGUAGUCGAAUGGAAGCCUGUUAGAGGCGUUGGUGCGUGAAACAGAAGUGGAAGUGAAGAGAAUUGUGCGCGAGUCGAUCAGAGUUUCUCCCUCCCCUCCUCCCCACAUAAUUGUAGAAACAUCAUCAUUAUUAUUAUCGAUAUCCCUAUUACGAAAAUAACGAAACAUAGAUAUCCGGAAUUAACAUACAGAGAAUGGAUCAGAGAUCAGAGAUUGAUGAGAUGUGAAAUUAAUUUUAUUAAUGAAGUCUCGAUUUCGAAAAAUAAAAAAAUUGUUUUGAACGAUUGAAAUGGAUUAUUAUCAUAGAAGUGCCGUUAUACGUAAAAAUUUUCAAUGUGUAAAAACAAUUAUUAUAAUAAUAAUAAUAAUAAAAAAUAAAUCGCGUAUUUAAACGAAAUUUGAAACGACGUUGAAAAUAAUUUUUACUGGUGUACUAGUAGGGUUCCUAAUAAUAAAAGAAAAUAAAUUACACGUAAUAAUAAUAAUACAAAAUUAAUUAAUAAAGUAAAGAUUGCGAAUAUGUGAAAAGUGUGGAAAGUGAUACGUUCUAUGUAUACAUAUAUGAAAUCAAAACCAUAAAAGAUGCAGACCGUAGAAGUUUUUCUAAACUCCACCGUCUCCGACCCGUGGAACGUCUCUUUAUUGAUGGAGAAUUACACUUACCACAAUAACACGAAUAUCACGGAUUUGCAAUUAAGAAAUCAAUUCAUACUUCCGUGGUGGAGGCAAAUGAUAUGGACGUUAUUGUUCGCCGGUAUGAUCAUAGUUGCAACCGGUGGUAAUCUGAUAGUGAUUUGGAUAGUGAUGGCCCACAAACGGAUGCGUACAGUCACUAAUUACUUCUUGGUAAACUUGAGCAUCGCGGACGCCAUGGUGUCCACGUUGAACGUCACGUUCAAUUACGUCUACAUGUUGAACAGCCAUUGGCCUUUUGGCACCCUUUACUGCAAGAUCUGCCAGUUCGUCGCUGUCCUCACCAUAUGCGCCAGCGUCUUCACUUUAAUGGCGAUUUCCAUCGACAGAUACAUGGCCAUAAUGAACCCUUUGAGGCCGCGCAUGGGCAAAAGGGCGACGAUUUGCAUAGCCAUCGUUAUUUGGAUCGUGGGGGCCGUGUUGUCGCUGCCGAUGCUACUCUUCUACAGGACUUACACCCAGAAUUUCGUGAAUGGAGAAGUACGAGUUAUAUGCUACGGCGAUUUCCCGAACAGGGAUGACAAUGGCCUCAGUUACGACGAAUAUUUGUACAACGUGAUCUUCAUGGUGUUGACGUACGUUCUACCAAUUGGAUCGAUGACAUUCACGUACGCAAGGAUCGGUUUGGAGCUGUGGGGCUCGCAAAGCAUCGGCGAAAAUACCGCGGGCCAAUUGGAGGGUAUAAGGAGCAAACGAAGGGUGGUAAAAAUGAUGAUCGUGGUGGUAUUAAUAUUUGCUAUAUGCUGGUUACCUUUUCACGUGUACUUCAUCAUAACGUCGUAUUUUCCGGAGGUUACGAACGAAUCGUACAUCCAAGAAGUUUUCUUGGGCAUUUACUGGCUUGCGAUGUCUAACAGCAUGUAUAAUCCCAUAAUCUACUGUUGGAUGAACUCCAGAUUUCGACGCGGAUUCGCCCAUUUUUUCUCGUGGUGCCCUAUGGUGAAAGUUCCGCCCGAGCCCUCGUUAUCACGAUCGGAGGCGUUAACGUCGCGAUACAGUUGCACAGGAAGUCCCCAGACCAACACAAGGAUAUCACGCAACGGUACACCACGAAUACAUAUGUGUCUACGAUCGAGAGGGGGAAACGAUCGAUUUUUGGGCGAGCAUCGAGGAAGGAAGUGGAAAACCUCGCAAACUACGGGUCACGUGUCUUGACAGGAAGAAGAAAGCCCUCAGCAACGAGUACAUACUUGGAUAUAAGAAUACAUAUCCAUAAGAAGUCGACCUCUUCGAGAUUCAUCGCGAAUGAAACAGGAAGGGAUUGAGAGGAGCCGAUAAAUUCUAGAUCUUUUACGCACGCAAACCUGUUAUGAUCAAAUCAGACCAGAAAGCUCAAAUAAUUGUUCACUAUGUUCAAUAGAAACUAUCCGCUAUUAGAAUAAAUAUUUCCGUUUCGAUGUAAACUACGCUGAAUCGAGCUUCAACGCGACGACGAGAAUCGAAGAAUUCGUAAAAAAAAUGAUCUUUCUCAAUUUUUGUCUUUGUUCAAAAGAAUAAAUAAAUAGUUUUGUAUUUUUAUUUUUUAUCGAUAGAUUUGAUAAAUA
Molecule: messenger RNA, 3785 nt
Organism: Apis mellifera (honey bee)
Lineage: Eukaryota; Metazoa; Arthropoda; Insecta; Hymenoptera; Apidae
Product: tachykinin-like peptides receptor 99D
Exons: 7
Coding region: 2131-3396 (421 amino acids)
Biological process (GO): G protein-coupled receptor signaling pathway
Cellular component (GO): plasma membrane
Molecular function (GO): tachykinin receptor activity
Source: RefSeq, a predicted model, not a curated record